Molecule: messenger RNA, 879 nt
Organism: Humulus lupulus (European hop)
Lineage: Eukaryota; Viridiplantae; Streptophyta; Magnoliopsida; Rosales; Cannabaceae
Exons: 2
Coding region: 1-879 (292 amino acids)
Source: RefSeq, a predicted model, not a curated record
AUGGGGGAUGUUGGUUGCCAAUUUGAGCAUAGUAAAUCUCUGUUCCAGCAUGCUCAGAAUGCUUUGUAUGCUGAUCCUAGCAAUGAUUCUUUGAUCUUGGCUGAAAGAGAAACGUUGUUGGAUUUUAGAAGACAUGAGAAGGUCUAUGAGAGUUUUAUUCGUCAAAAGAGUAAGAUCACUUGGCUUCGUUUUAGGGAUGACAAUACGGCUUUCUUCCAUGCCAGUUUGAAGAAAAGGAAAUUAGCUAAUCACAUAGUCUCUUAUUUAUCAGAUGAGGGGACUGUUGUUGAUGAUUAUGAGCAGGUAAUUCACCAUUUCCUUCAUCAUUUUCAGAGCUACUUAGGCUGUUCUGGUAGAGCUAAUGGCCAUAUUGAUAAGAAAAGUAUCUCUUAUGGCCCGGUUUUAGAUUUAACUUCCCAACUGGAUCUAAUUAAGCCGUUUACUGCUCAUGAUGUUAAAUUGGCUCUCUCUAGCAUUCAUCUUGUUAAAAGUCCAGGGAGGUCUCUCAAGGUGGACCAGCCUGCUACUGCUGGUGAUUUCAGGCCAAUUGCUUGUUGCACUACCAUCUAUAAAUGCAUAUAUAAGAGGCUUUGUAGUAGGCUUGCGACUAUCCUUCCUUCGUUGAUUAACUCUAAUCAAGAUGCCUUCAUAAAGCAUAGAUCUUUUGCCUAUAAUGUUCUCAUAUUUCAAGAUUUGAUAAAGGGUUAUAAUAGGAAAAAUAGCUCACCUAGAUGUGCCAUGAAGAUUGAUCUUAGCAAAGCCUAUGAUUCAAUUGAUUGGGACUUCUUGGAGAAUUUGCUAAAAGCUCUAUGCUUUCCUAGUAAAUUUAUCUGUUGGAUCAUGAUUUGCUUGAUAGGCACUCCUACUCGUUACUGUUAA